Messenger RNA from Drosophila willistoni, 2928 nucleotides. RefSeq lists its product as uncharacterized. Gene Ontology annotation, molecular function: molecular adaptor activity. Gene Ontology annotation, cellular component: postsynaptic specialization; glutamatergic synapse. The transcript is spliced from 6 exons. Lineage: Eukaryota; Metazoa; Arthropoda; Insecta; Diptera; Drosophilidae. Gene Ontology annotation, biological process: signaling. The record is from RefSeq and is a predicted model, not a curated record. The coding region runs from base 240 to 2114 and encodes 624 amino acids.
ACUAAAUUGUUACUUUUGGUCGCGUCAACUUUGUUUUUCGGAUUGUUUCAUUAUAUUUAUUAUUAAGUUUUGCUGGAAAGAAAUUGGUUGAGCCGUGGCCCAAAUGUGCCAGGCCUUCAAGGAGCAGGAGCCUCAGUGUAUUUGCCUUAUCUCGUAGCACUUAAAAAUUAGUGUACACACAAGUGUUGUGGGCAAGACAAAUUAUAUAUUUUCUGUAUAACUCACUGGGCAAAUCUCUCAUGGAUCGCAGCUUGGAUUCCAUCGGCAGCUGUUCACUCGAUGUAGAUGCCGACUCAUCCGAAAUAUCAGAUACCAGUGGCAGCCUGAACUUCCCAACGCCACUAUCUGUGAAGGAUAUAACGCGAGAAUUCACUGCCAAUAUUCGUGAGCGUUGCACGCUCCGGUCACCGCAGCAGCCGCAGCACACAACUACAGCCUACGUGGAUCCAGCUACGGGUAAAGUGCGCAUGGUGCUGUCACCCCCCGCCGCCGCAGCCGCCGCCAGCGUCGAUGUGGACGUGGAUGUGGAUGCAGAAAACGAAGCAGAUGCCGUUGACCACUCAGCAGUCACCGCAGCCGAGAAGAAGCCCAGCUAUCUGAAUCUGGCCUGUUGUGUAAACGGCUAUUCAAAUUUGACCACCUACGACUCAAAGAUACGCCAGGAUAUCAACAAAUCGCGAGAGGUCUCUCCCAUCCGUCCCUCUACCAGCAGUCUGCAGUAUUGCAAGCGUCACAACUCGCUGGCGGCGCCACAGUUAGUGAUCGGUGGUGGCAUGCCACUCACAAAGCAGCCCCCCUCUACGGGGUCGCUGGUGGAAGCUAACAACAACAAUAACUGCAAAAGCAAUGGCCACGCCGUGGAAAACGGUAAACAUGGCAAUGGCUCGAGUGGGGCCACCAGCAGCUUCAUUCAGCAGCGUGUGGAGCGUCUCUAUGGUCCAGGUGCUUUGGCUCAAGGCUUCUACAGCCCCAAGAAACAUGGCCAGGGACUGUCAUCCGCAAGACAACAAAAACUGGAGGUGAUUUCGCCACAGACCACUGAAUUGUCACGCAAAUUUAAGCAGCUCUCGCCCAGUAAGGACUAUGGCGAGUUUCGGAAAAAGCUGCAGGACAACUGCACCCGAACGGAAGCAGAUAAAGGACGGGAGAAAGCAGAACAACCUGAGGCAGGAGCAGUGAUCAAAAAUGGUGAUGUCGAUUUGCCUGUCUUCAGGCAUUUGAGUCACGAGUUUCGGGCUCAGUUACCCACGGUAUCGCCCAAAAGGAAUGUACCACGCGGCUCACCCCCACCAGAGUUAGAACCGGCAGAACCCACUCCUGUGGAUGUUGUCGAUCAUGAACCGGUGAAAGUCGCGCAAUUGAGUUCGGAGGAGUAUGUUGGCACCACAAAAAUUUCAGGCGAUUUGUCUUCAGAAACCACUGCAGCUCAAUCAUCGGCUGUCGGAAAGGAUGGCAACUAUUUUCUACGCGUACUGAAAGAAGAACAAGCUCGUCUGCUCGCCCUUGCCGCUGUUGUGGAGAAAUAUACCGAUGCCUUGGAGAAUAACCCCGAUAUAAGUGAAGACACUUUCGGCAUGUUGCGAUCGGCGUCCGGCAAAGCGCGCUUGUUAGUCUCGCAGAAAAUGAAGCAGUUUGAAGGUCUUUGUCACAAUAAUUUGAAUCGCUCGCCGGAAGAUGCCUUUCCAACCACCGUGGAUGAUUUGCAAGGCUUCUGGGAUAUGGUUUAUCUGCAAGUGGCGCAAGUUGAUUCCAUAUUCGCAAGUAUUGAGCAGUUGAAAAGCAAUGACUGGAAGCGUAUGGUCGAGCUGCCCAAGGCGACAACUGCACAAACACCCAAAUCUGGAAAGACUGUCAAUUCAAUAUCAAAAGCCAAAUCCACUGGAACGACCAAUAAUGCAAAUGUAAAUAGCUCCAAGACGGCAUCAGCCAAUUCAGCGGCAGCCUUGAAACGGGAAGCCCAAAGGAAACAAUUGAUGGAAAUGAAACGGCAGCGGCGUGUCGCAAUGGCAGCAGCAGUCAAUAAGAAUCAAACAGCCUGUGAUGGCGCUACCGAGUUGCAGGACUCAAUCGGUGACAGUAGUACUAUUAACAAUGAGCUCAACAACCGCAGCUGAAUUGUGCUGAACUGGAAAAUUGCAACAUAUGCUCUCUAGAUAUACAUGUAUUUUAAUUUAAUUAACACACUACUUACAUACACCUUCAAAACACAUACACAACACUCACAUACAUAAACACAAACAACAAACAUAUGCUUAGAAAUUCCUAGUUGAAUUAAUCCUUAACUAGUCGCAGGCAAAAAAAAAUACACACAAAGCGGAGCUUCUAAUUCAAAUUGCAUAAUCCAUGCAGUAGCAAUGUGUCACAAGGUGUCACAACUAGGAAGAAUGGCAGCAGCUAUCUAUAUAGAGCGAUACGCCGUAAAUUAUUUAACUAUACAAAACAAAACAAAAAACCGAUACAAAAAUGAACAAUGAACAUCGUUUGCCUUAUCUGGGUGUAUUUUCGCUCGUUUAAUAAGUUUGCUGUGCACUCUUAAAACAAAAUCAAAUUGUUUGUAAUUACAUUAUUACAUUUAUAAAAGACAUUUAUUCUUGUGUAAUAGAAAUUUAAGUACAACCAUUGAGAAACAAUUUAACAAAUUUUUUGUAUUACAACAAUUGGUCUUUAUGUAUUUAGUUUUUUUUUCUCUCAUAAUGAACGAAACGAAUCUAAAUUCUAAUAUAUGAAAACCACAAAACCACAAAAAAAAAACACUUAUUUUUGGCAUAUUAACAAAUUGCAUGAUGUCAUGAGAUUUAUUAUUCUCUAAGUUAAGGAAAUCUCACUCUCAAUUAAUUUAUAAUGUUUUGUAAUAAAUUAUUUUUCACUUAUACUGCAAUCAAUAUUGUUUAGUCAUUUUUCUAUAAAACAAUAAACUCUUUAAUGAUA